This is a messenger RNA of Tetrahymena thermophila SB210, 651 nucleotides long. Its product is annotated as transmembrane protein, putative. The record is from RefSeq and is a predicted model, not a curated record. The transcript is spliced from 2 exons. NCBI's taxonomy places the organism in Eukaryota, Ciliophora, Oligohymenophorea, Hymenostomatida, Tetrahymenidae.
AUGCAAGAGUGUAAAGUCAAUUUGUUAAUUUAAAUUAAAAUUAGUAAUUUAAAACAAACACUCUUGAAGAUAAGCAUCAUCAAAGGAUAACAUUAAAAAAGCUUCAAUACAAGAUUAAAAAUUGAUUUAUAUUUAAAGAUGAUAAAAGGAAAUAUUUAGUUGAUAUUUAAAGUGCUAGAACUUAACCUUUAAUUUAUAUGUUAGAAAUUGAUAUUUGUUAGAAGCGGAAAAGUAUAUGAAGCUGUCUGUAAAAUCUACAAAGAAAUGAAAAAUAAAUUAGGAAUAUAAAUUAUAAAGGAGUCAACUAAGUACCAAAAUUUAGAGAAAAAAAUUAUCAAUUUACUCUUUCUAACAUUAUUUCCUUAUUUCCUUAUAAUUUACAUUUAAUGUAUAAGGCAAUUAUAGAUUAUUAUUAUUAUUUCUUUUCUGAAUUCUUAUUUAUUAAAGGAGUAUAGUGUGGGGGACAUCACAAAAUUAAUUCGCUAUACUAUGAAGAGUAGAAACAAAUUGUGUGCAAUAUUAAUUAAAUAAAGUAAAUAGAGAUUAUCUUUAUGUAAGCUUGACAACACUUAUAAAAAGAAAGAUAUACCUAAUCUCUGGAAAAAAAUAAGAUUUUUAAUACUUUUUUAAUAACCUCAAAAACUGACCUGA